UGGGUAAUCGGCAGCUAGAAACGAAGACAACGAGGUCACAAUCAUCCAAUACAAUGGACCUGGAGGAAGCUGGAGCGGAGAAGUGAUUGGCUUAGCAUCAAUUACUUUGGCUUCAGUCUGUCAUUGUCUUCUGCGAUUUCCAUGAUUGGUCAACACACCUGGUAGUGAUUACCUAGGACGGCCAGGUAUUAAAUAGAUCAAGCAUGAAGAAAGAUCAAGACGUUUGAGAGACCAAAAGAGAAGGCCAAGGACUCGAGCUUCUGUCUUCCCCGGAUCCGAUGGUCACAGGGUGCCCGAGCCAAGUCCAUGAAGGUCUAGGAAAGGAUACUGCGCUCUUCAUUCAAAAGCAAAGUCUGGCCACGGGCAUAAGAGGGAUUCUCAAUCCCGGGGAACCAUCUUUAAUUUCAGAUACGUUUCUGAUGUUUGUAUCUCCCACCACCCUCUGAUAUGAUCGUUUUAGGACCUAUAAAGGGCAUCGCUUACACCGUCUAAUAAUUUGCCAGAUAUAUAGUCUAAGAGAAGACACUAGAUAAGAUCCCGGAGAUUGAGGAUCUGCAUCCGAGGAGUCACCUGAAAAGAUACGAUGGGCACUAAACACACUAUGGCACUGCUGGGGUUAUUGACUCUACUGGUCUGCGAACUGGUGACGGUGGUCAACUCGAACAGGGAUGAAGCUCUGAGGAUAAUGGAUAAAACCCCCGUCAUUGAUGGGCACAAUGACCUGCCCUGGCAGCUACUGUCUAAAUUCAAUAACCAGCUGAGUAAGGUGGAUCUCCAUAUUCUGAAUGACACCCACACCAACAUCCCCAAACUGCGAGAAGGAAAAGUGGGGGCACAGUUUUGGGCAGCCUACGUCCCCUGUGACACUCAAGGUAAAGACGCCGUUAAGAGGACCCUGGAGCAGAUAGACGUCGUCAAUCGAAUGUGUGAAGAGUAUCCGGAUGCCUUCCUGUGUGUGAACAGCGCAGAAGGGAUUGAAGAAGCUAUCAAGGCCAAAAAAGUGGCCAGUUUGAUUGGUGUGGAGGGUGGACACUCCAUUGACAGCAGCUUGGGAGUACUACGGACCUUGUACAAUCUAGGGAUGCGGUAUAUGACCUUGACACAUAGCUGUAACGUCCCAUGGGUGGAUAACUGGCUGGUGGAUACAGGAUCGGAUCCAGCUAAGAGCAAUGGCUUAUCUGAAUUUGGAAAGACCGUCAUCUUCGAAAUGAAUCGUCUUGGAAUAAUGGUGGAUUUAGCUCAUGUUUCAGUGAAGACGAUGAAAGAUGCUCUGGAAGCCUCUCAGGCCCCUGUCAUAUUCAGUCACUCGUCUGCUUAUAAGCUCUGCGAACACGCCAGAAACGUGCCAGACGAUGUCCUCGAAAUUGUGAAAGCAAAGAGGGGUCUGGUGAUGGUGAACUUCUAUAAUAACUACGUCACCUGCAGCAAUAAGGCCAAUUUGUCCGAUGUGGCAGACCAUUUUGAUUACAUUAAAAGCAUUGCUGGUAUUGAAUCCGUCGGAAUUGGGGGAGAUUAUGAUGGAGUCCCUAGGGUACCAGAGGGUCUGGAAGAUGUAUCGAAGUACCCGGAUCUUGUGGCGGAGCUGCUAAGGAGAGGAUGGACGGAGGCCGAGCUUGAGAAAGCCCUGGCCUACAACCUCCUCCGUGUCUUUAAAGAAGUGGAGCAGACAAGUGUGAGGUUGAAAUCAGAAAAACCCAAGGACGAGGCCAUAGCUUAUAAGGAGAUCCAGAGCGACUGUCACACCAGCUAUGGCUACCCGACUGGCACAGCUGCCCAUCUACAUGCUGGCACAGGGCUGCUUCUUAUGUCUCUUUCUUACGCUUUGUUCUUUUGAUGGCGACCAUCAGCCUCUAAAGCCUCUUAGACAUGGAAUUGGGGGGGGGGGGGUUGUAUCAUUAUGCAUAUAGAGGCAUAAAUGGGUGCAGUUGGGGCACGUUUAUUGGUUGCACCUUGUUAUUAAAGAGGUCACCCGGGAAUUAUUUAAAAUGGAUGCCAACAACCUGUCCUAGAAUGUGAGCAGGACUGGUUGCCUCCCUUGAAGAGCUGCCUUUGGAGGUGAGGGGCCUCACUACACUAUACUCUCUGGCACGUCCAUAUACUACAUGUUGGUGAGUGUUCCUGUCAGGCUGCUCAGCCAUCAUGGCAUAUCAAAGGCAGGAUCACAUCAUUACCAUCUAUUGUAGUGUGCAGUGAGGCCCCCUAGACAGCUGUGCAAGUGGAAGCAACCCGUCCUGCUCAUAUUCUGGGACAGGUUGCUGGCAGCCAUUUUAAAUUAUUCCCGGAGAACCCCUUUAAUAAAUCUGAACUGUCACAUACCUGACGUUUAAAAAAAAAAAAAAAAAAAAGCUACAGAUGCAGGUUAAUCUCAGCCAUAAGGUGUAAAAUAUGCAAUACGGCCAUGAAAAAUGCAUAAAAUCCGACUGUACAUAUGGCACAUGUCAUACCAACAGCAGCAAUCUGCGCCAUGCAGACACUGCUACAUGUGCCGCCCCUCAUGAUGGGCUGUGACUUUAUGCUGUUUUUUGGGUUAUCAUCAGUUGAUGCCUGUUAUUUAAGGCGUCACAUUCGGUCCCUCAUGAUAUAAAAUAUAUAUUAUUUUUAAUAUAAA
Messenger RNA from Bufo gargarizans (Asiatic toad), 2608 nucleotides. RefSeq names its product dipeptidase 1 (gene DPEP1). Gene Ontology annotation, biological process: proteolysis. Gene Ontology annotation, molecular function: metallodipeptidase activity. NCBI's taxonomy places the organism in Eukaryota, Metazoa, Chordata, Amphibia, Anura, Bufonidae. The transcript is spliced from 12 exons. The record is from RefSeq and is a predicted model, not a curated record. Bases 584 to 1834 code for a protein of 416 amino acids.